GCUUAUUGAAAAUGGAGCAGAUGUCACUGAGAGGGACAAUCACAAAAACACCACCCUUAUGUACGCCGCAAAGGCCGGAAACACAAGCGCUAUUCAAAUGCUGUUAGAGAAAGGCGUGGGAUUAGACGAGAAAAACGAUGACGGCGCGACUGCUCUUAUCCUCGCAUCGCAAGAAAUGAACGUGAAAACUGUCGACUUUCUGCUUAAAGAAGGCGCGAACAUCAAUGAAAAGAAGAAUGAUGGC
Lymnaea stagnalis (great pond snail) is the source of this 244-nucleotide messenger RNA. The record is from the annotation of a GenBank genome assembly. NCBI's taxonomy places the organism in Eukaryota, Metazoa, Mollusca, Gastropoda, Lymnaeidae.